Messenger RNA from Didymodactylos carnosus, 342 nucleotides. NCBI's taxonomy places the organism in Eukaryota, Metazoa, Rotifera, Eurotatoria, Philodinida, Philodinidae. The record is from the annotation of a GenBank genome assembly.
AUGCCUGUCCCUCGAAGUACACCACAGACAAAAUUAGUGUCUUUAGCCGUCAAUCACGCCUCUCAAUUCUUGCAUGCCUGUAUAAUGCCUGAGAUGGAUACUGUAAAUCAAGCAUGCCCGAAUGUACUAGUUCAUGCAGAACAGAACGGUGAUUUAGCAACAUUUAGUGGAAUGUUGUUUUUAUUAUUAUCAUUCUAUUACACAUUCGAUUUACAAUAUCCUAAACAUUUGAGAUCAUUCAUGGAACUGCUUGAUUUUUACAUUCAUCGGCAAGAAAAUGUUAAUAAAUUAUCUAUUACUACACAAAAUUCUGUAUUAAAAAUUCGCACACGUCAACAAUAA